GUGUCCCUGGCGGCUUUGGUGGUUUCUUAAGGAUGAGGUGGAGACAUUAGUAAGUCAUGCUUUCCUUUAAUUCCUAGCUCCUGUGGUCUCCAGAUUCGAGGCAUAAGAUGAAAGACUCUGGUCUUGCCUUCAGCCUUCUUUCUGCUGUGUUGUAUCUCUUCUGGACUCCUUCUGCUGGCCUGAAGACACUCCACCUGGGAAGCUGUGUGAUCGCCACAAACCUUCAGGAAAUACAAAGUGGAUUUUCUGAGAUACGAGACAGUGUGCAAGCCAAAGAUGAAAACAUUGACAUGAGAAUCUUAAGGAGGACCGAGUCUUUGCAAGACGCAAAGCCAGCUGAUCAAUGCUGCCUCCUGCGCCAUUUACUGAGACUGUAUCUGGACAGGGUAUUCAAAAACUACCAGACCUCUGACCAUCACACCCGCCGGAAGCUCAGCGGUCUCGCCAAUUCCUUUCUUACCAUCAAGAAGGAUCUCCGGCUCUGUCAUGCCCACAUGACAUGCCAUUGUGGGGAGGAAGCAACGGAGAAAUUCAGCCAGAUUCUGAGUCACUUCAAAGAGCUGGAGCCGCAGGCUGCAGUCGUGAAAGCCUUGGGGGAACUGGACAUUCUUCUGCAGUGGAUGGAGGAGACAGAAUAGGAGGACAGUGACGCUGCUGCUGAGAGUGGUCCUGGCCAAGAGUCCCAGUCCUCAGCACCCCUGGGAGCAUGACCCCAAACCACCAUCUCUUUGCCAUAUAAUUUAGUGCUGGUCACAGUGUAUAUUAUUUAUUUAUUAUUUGUUUCCUUAUGUGGUUGUCUUUCUGUGUCCCCAAUCUUAAUUGAGACUAUAUUGUCAUAAGAUUUUUGUAAUAUCUUUUCUACUGUUGGAUAUAUUUAUUAGUUAAUAUAUUUAUUUAUUUUUUGCUAUUUAGCUUAUUUAUUUUUGUACUUGAACGUGAGACUUUAAAAAAAAUUCACAGAUUAUAUUGACAAGAGCA
Molecule: messenger RNA, 978 nt
Organism: Galeopterus variegatus (Sunda flying lemur)
Lineage: Eukaryota; Metazoa; Chordata; Mammalia; Dermoptera; Cynocephalidae
Gene: IL20
Product: interleukin 20
Exons: 5
Coding region: 108-638 (176 amino acids)
Molecular function (GO): signaling receptor binding
Source: RefSeq, a predicted model, not a curated record